AUGACAGUGGUUACACUGCAUAUCAUAAAAGAUGCCACGGCCAUACCCGACAGUUGCCUUUGGGAUGGUGCCACGAUCCUGGACUGUUAUCAAAGGAAUCUUGAUCGCAUACCCACAAUCCCAUCGUCGGUGACAACCGUGAACUUGGAAAACGAUCGUAUUGAUGAAGGGGCCACUUCUUUGACGAUUCUGUCCCUCGAUAACAACUUGAUCCCGAAUCUCCAGGCCAUCCUGGGGAAGGACCUCAUCAACCUUCAUAGAUUGUCAAUGAAUCACAGUCUUUUUACAGCCAUGCAUAACACAACGUUUGUAGGACUCGGUAACUUAAAAAGUAUCCUUCUGAGUCACAACGAAAUCACAAUCCUGUUACCAGGAUGGUGUGACGGUGCUGACAAUGUCUCUCUGGUGGACUUAUCCGAUAACAAAAUCUCUUCCAUCGGUCGAACCAAUUGGUGCUUAUUUACACGCUUGGAAUCCUUAAACCUGUCAAAUAACAAAAUCAAUCGCUUACAGAGCAACUGGACAGAGGGUAUGGUUCACCUCCAGUAUCUUGACCUGCAAAAUAACAAUCUGAAAACUUUAAAGAAAGGCUCUUUCAGUUUCCUAACAGCCCUCUUAGACUUGCAACUCGGAAACAAUUCUAUCAGGAAGGUUGAGGUUGGUUGGGGACGGGAUCUUGGUAAGCUGACGACACUUCAGCUUUCCCAAAAUAAACUCAAGAAACUGCAGCCAAGGUUGUUCUCCGGCAUGGUCCGCCUGACCCGGAUUGAUAUACAAGCAGCGAAUAUUAGGAGAAUUCAUCAAGGUUCAUUCCAGUUUUUAGAAGGUCUUGCAGAAAUAACAUUACAAUAUAAUUCUAUGACAACAAUCCGCAAAGGGGUUUUCUCCAAUCUGAGGUCAGUGGUAAGACUCACACUUCAGUCCAAUAAGAUCUCUCACAUAGAGCCUAGAUCUUUUUGUGGAAUGGUUCACCUUCGCCGGUCUUCGCAUGCUGACGCACCUCGAUCUGCAAAAUAA
Molecule: messenger RNA, 1017 nt
Organism: Strongylocentrotus purpuratus (purple sea urchin)
Lineage: Eukaryota; Metazoa; Echinodermata; Echinoidea; Camarodonta; Strongylocentrotidae
Product: insulin-like growth factor-binding protein complex acid labile subunit
Exons: 2
Coding region: 1-1017 (338 amino acids)
Molecular function (GO): protein binding
Source: RefSeq, a predicted model, not a curated record